Molecule: messenger RNA, 1489 nt
Organism: Lactuca virosa
Lineage: Eukaryota; Viridiplantae; Streptophyta; Magnoliopsida; Asterales; Asteraceae
Source: the annotation of a GenBank genome assembly
AUGGAUGGUAGCUGUUGCACUAGCCGAUUUACCUGGGAUCAUGGAGGAACCGAAACUCUAUACGUACUGGAGGUUAAAGAUGGAGUGAACACAAAGCCCCAACGUAAACAAAACCACUCUCUCGUACCGAUCUUUCCCGUAUCACCAUGGAAACCGAUCGCACAACCGGCAGCACUCCUGGAUCCAUCGAAUCGCCGCCUCAGCUUCCGCCACCAGAACCCCACCAUCACCACGACCACACCAGCGCCUGCGUCAACUGCGGCGGCCCUACUUCCUUCCCACCACCACCAACAUGGUCCGAAACCUCUCCUCCGCCGGUCUACCGCCCCAUUCAUUCGCGCUCCCGCAAUCAACCUCCCUCCCAACAACAACGCGCAACAGACCAUUAUACUGACACCAGUUCCUCAAGCCCAAAAGGUCUCCGUCGUCUCUCCACCCUACCACUUCCAAACCCCGACCAAAAUUAUUCACUCCGAAGACGAUAUCCGCCGUUUCCGUGACUCUGCUACUUCCAAAAACUACCUCGGCUUCGUCGUCGCCCUCUCAGAAUCCAUCCGCGGCCACAAGAUCUCUGAUCCAUGUCACAUGUCUCCCACAAUCACCUCCAUCAUCUCCAUCCUUCAAACCCUACUUCAAUUUGCAGAUGAAAUUCCUCCUCUCCAACAGUCUGCUCGAUACGGUAACCUCGCGUAUCGGGAUUGGCACAGCCGUAUGACUGAAAAUGCGGAUUCCUUAACGCUCCAAUUCCUCCCCGCCGAUCUCAAUUCCGCCACCGUGGAGAUAACCCCUUACUUUACCGAUAGUUUUGGGAAUGCGAGCCGAAUAGACUACGGAACUGGACACGAGACUAAUUUUGCUGCCUGGCUGUAUUGUCUUGCGAGAUUGGGAAUCAUCAAGGAAGAGGAUUACCCAGCUGUUGUUUCUAGGGUUUUCGUGAAGUACAUUGAACUCAUGCGAACCUUGCAGCUGGUUUACUCUUUGGAGCCUGCUGGUUCACAUGGGGUGUGGGGGCUUGAUGACUACCACUUCUUGCCUUUCAUUUUUGGGUCUUCGCAGUUGAUUGAUCACAAGUAUAUGAAGCCCAAAUCAAUCCAUAAUGAGCACUCGCCAUUGCUGGAUGAUAUUAGCGGGGUGCCGAAUUGGAAGAAGGUGAACAGUGGAUUGCUUAAGAUGUAUAAAGUGGAGGUCAUGGAGAAAGUUCCCAUUAUGCAGCAUUUCCUCUUUGGUUGGCUCAUCAACUGGGAGUAAAUUUAGAGGGAGGGAGCAGUUUUGAGUUUUGAGUUUUGAAGCAAACAUGUUGAACUUCAGGUUUAGACACUACACUUAUUUAAAAGAUGACUUUUAUAUUUUGCUUAACAUGAUCAUGAUCAUGUAUUUGAUUGCUAUGCCAAUAUUACUUACUUAACAUGUGUUUAGUUUGUAGAAUAUUACACCUUUUUCCUUGUCUUCUAUUCCUAAACUAUCUAUUCUAAAACAUCAAAGUACAGCC